Messenger RNA from Musa acuminata AAA Group (dessert banana), 2242 nucleotides. RefSeq names its product elongation factor 1-alpha. The transcript is spliced from 3 exons. NCBI's taxonomy places the organism in Eukaryota, Viridiplantae, Streptophyta, Magnoliopsida, Zingiberales, Musaceae. The record is from RefSeq and is a predicted model, not a curated record. Gene Ontology annotation, biological process: translational elongation; translation. Gene Ontology annotation, molecular function: translation elongation factor activity; GTP binding; GTPase activity. Bases 645 to 1988 code for a protein of 447 amino acids.
UAUUAAGUUUAUUACAUCCCCCGGAUUUGGUUUUAAUGCCAGUGCGUUUGACAUAUAUUAGAGAUAUGCUUCUGAUAUGCCUGACGAUGAGGUAUUUUAGAAGGGCUAAUGGCCUUAACGGGCAUAUCUCAUUGUGCACUGUUACUGGCAUGAGCCUGUCUUUAUCUGUUCGUGAUUUGUUAAUUGUUACAUUUGCCAAGUAUUGGGCCAGUGAUUUAUGGAUCACCAAUUCAUGACAGAUACUUUGUAGUAAUUAAAUAAGAUUUUGUGCUUGCUGUAAGGUUAUGUGUUGGAUGGACUAUUCUAAGCUUGCAUAAUUAGCAACUCUAGUGGCAUGUGAAUGGAGAUACUUAAGGAUAGUUGUUUGCUGUUCUCAUUUCUUAAUAUGGCAUCAUAUUUUUGGUAACAAAUUCAGUCAAAAUUUGAUUUUCUUUGCUCAAAAGUUUAUUGGUGCGAUCCAUAAACCAACAUGCAUUCAUUUGAAUGAUUUUCUUCUUCUUGAUGCAUAUUUAAUAGAGACUUAGAAGACUUGAUGAGUCCAUGAAUGAGUUGGAAUACCUUGAUGUUGCUUUGCGCUAAAAAUCUUCUCAUUUAAUUGGAGCCAACUUGAGGUGGUGUUUCUUUUGCUUUAAGUUACUGUUACCAUGGGGAAGGAGAAGGUUCACAUUAACAUUGUGGUCAUUGGUCAUGUCGACUCUGGGAAGUCGACCACCACUGGUCAUCUCAUCUACAAGUUGGGAGGUAUUGACAAGCGUGUGAUCGAGAGGUUUGAAAAGGAGGCUGCAGAAAUGAACAAGAGGUCGUUCAAGUAUGCCUGGGUUCUUGACAAGCUUAAGGCUGAGCGUGAGAGAGGGAUUACCAUUGAUAUUGCCCUUUGGAAGUUUGAGACCACCAAGUACUACUGUACGGUCAUUGAUGCUCCUGGACAUCGUGACUUCAUCAAGAAUAUGAUCACUGGAACCUCCCAGGCGGACUGUGCUGUUCUGAUCAUUGACUCAACCACUGGUGGUUUUGAAGCUGGUAUCUCAAAGGAUGGACAGACACGGGAGCAUGCUUUGCUUGCUUUUACUCUUGGAGUUAAACAGAUGAUUUGCUGUUGCAACAAGAUGGAUGCAACCACCCCCAAAUAUUCCAAGGCCAGGUAUGAUGAAAUUGUGAAGGAGGUUUCUUCUUACCUCAAGAAGGUCGGUUACAACCCUGAGAAGAUUCCCUUUGUUCCAAUCUCUGGAUUUGAGGGUGACAACAUGAUCGAGAGGUCUACCAACCUGGACUGGUACAAGGGCCCAACUCUUCUUGAAGCCCUUGACUUGAUCCAGGAGCCAAAGAGGCCCACGGACAAGCCCCUUCGCCUUCCUCUUCAGGAUGUGUACAAGAUUGGAGGCAUUGGUACUGUUCCUGUUGGACGUGUCGAGACCGGAGUACUCAAGCCUGGUAUGGUUGUUACAUUUGGUCCGACAGGUCUGACAACUGAAGUAAAGUCCGUCGAGAUGCACCAUGAAGCACUCCAGGAAGCUUUCCCUGGUGAUAAUGUGGGCUUUAACGUGAAGAAUGUUGCUGUUAAGGAUCUAAAGAGAGGUUUUGUUGCAUCUAAUUCCAAGGAAGAUCCCGCAAAAGAGGCUGCUAGCUUCACUUCUCAGGUCAUCAUCAUGAACCACCCUGGCCAGAUUGGCAAUGGUUAUGCCCCCGUGCUCGACUGCCACACAUCCCACAUUGCUGUCAAGUUCGCCGAGCUGCUCACCAAGAUUGAUAGGCGAUCUGGAAAGGAGCUCGAGAAGGAGCCUAAGUUCCUCAAAAAUGGUGAUGCUGGCUUCGUUAAAAUGAUUCCUACCAAGCCCAUGGUUGUGGAAACAUUCUCAGAGUAUCCUCCCCUCGGACGUUUUGCCGUGAGGGACAUGCGCCAGACCGUGGCUGUAGGAGUGAUCAAGAGUGUCGAGAAGAAGGAUCCUACCGGUGCUAAGAUCACCAAGGCUGCUGCCAAGAAGAAGUGAGCAAAUCUGCAGCAACUUGAGACCUUAGUGGUAUUUAUCCGAUGUGCUAUAGGUUUUGGGUGCUUAAUGGUUGUGGAACUCAUGGAAGGGUUUUUACUGGUGGCUUCAAAUGAGUCCGAACUAUGCUUUUUGCUGCCUGGGAAGAUUUUUAGGCUUUCUACUUCUGGGCUGAGCGGUUCUGAUACUUGUAUUUCUUUGCCUUUAAAUAAUGUUAUGACAUUAUGUUUUCAGUAAGAAUUGCCUGCUUUUAAAUC